Molecule: messenger RNA, 2789 nt
Organism: Siniperca chuatsi (mandarin fish)
Lineage: Eukaryota; Metazoa; Chordata; Actinopteri; Centrarchiformes; Sinipercidae
Gene: atxn7l2a
Product: ataxin 7-like 2a
Source: RefSeq, a predicted model, not a curated record
UGACGUAAGUUGCUUGCCGCGCAGUGAUGAUGGCGGUGCGUGAACGCGCAGUAAAAGUAAUGGCUGCUCUGGAUCGGCGGGUGCCUAGCCUCGAUGAUUUCGUGGGUCAAAGCUGGACUGCCUGGGCCGAUUGGACCGGUGUGACAGCGGCGGAUGGGCCUGAUGUGGACGACUGCAGCAAGAAUGGCAAAAAGGCUGCAGAGGCCAUGUCACUCAGUAAGGAGGACAUGUCCAUCUUUGGCCUCUACCCUGGCCAUGAUGACUUCUACCUGGUGGUGUGCAGCCAUUGUGGCCAAGUAGUGAAGCCGCAGGCAUUCGAAAAGCACUGCGAGCGGAGACAUGGCCCUCUGGCCAAGCUGUACGCCAGACUGCGCUCUCCCACCCCUGCACCGCAGCCCCAGCAGAGGCCCCACCACGGCCACUCUCCUUCCCAUGGGACCAACGCUGCUUCCGCAUCAUCCUGGGAGGGUCGUGGCCAAGGGGUCGGGCAGCCAAGGGCAGCCCCACCUUCGCCUUCCACCCCACCCCAGUACAGACACUCCAAGAACUCCAAGGAUGGAGUACGACAUGCCCCGCUGGAGAAGUCCUCCCACAGCAGCCACACAGAGUCAUCAGUAUUCAAGCAGCCGCCGCCUCUGGAGCCUCCAAUGAGCUCUCCACCUCCAUCACUCAGAGAUCCACCCUGGCCACACGGAGGCACCCCGCCGGGUAGGCCUUCACCUAGUGAUAGGCCCCCCACCCAGAGCCAGAGGAAGGACUCCUCUCUAGCCUCUACAGUGCCAGGCCACCGGAUCCCCAGACCCUACAACAAAGUGGCCUCCAAGAGGGAGUGUGACUUGGACAAACACUGCGGCGUCCUUGACCCUGACAGGAAGAAAGUCUGCACUCGCCUCCUGACGUGCAAUAUGCUUUCAGACAGCGAGACGUUGCUGCUGGCACCUCCCAUUGUUUCCAAGAUCCACUCCAUCCACCAACGGAGGAAGGUGGUGGGCCGCAGCAAGAACUUUGACCAGCUAGUUGCAGAACUCAAGACCAAGGUUCGUGAGAAAGGGGCCCUAACCAUGGAGGGAGGGUCCUCCACUGGACGGUCGCCCAGCCCAGAGGCCCCCAGGGAGCAGGCUGGGGCUCCACACUGCAGGAGACCUCUGGCCAGCCUCCCUGCUUUCAGUCGGUCUACAGCUGUGUCAGAGAGCACCCCUGAGGAGGAGAAGCAGCGACAGGAUGAGGGAAGUCUCCGAGUCCCCUCACCUCUCGUCCAUGGACGAAUUUCCAGUGAUGAAAGUGAGGCAGAAGGACCGGAAGAGCCCGUUGACUUCCCAUUUUCUGCUGCACCUCCCAGACCACUAGCGGUAUGUUCAUUUGGCAGCCAUGCGUUGGGUCAUGGCAUCUACACGUUUGACAGGAGACUUCAUCACCUGAGGUCGGCUCUCAGCAGCAUGCUGGAGCAGCACAUCAGCGCCCAUCUUUGGAAGAAAAUACCUCAAGCCACAGACCUUCAAUCAUCAUCUCCCUCAGCCAAGACCAUCAGGUCCUCAUCUCCCUCCUCCAUAUCUGCCACUUCCUCCUCUUCAUUACAUUCUAAGGUCCGCACAGGAAGUCAUAUCAGCUCCUCCCUCAAAACUGCAUCUUCCUCCUCCUCUUCCAGUCGUGGUCCAGGAGACCUCCGACAACUACAAUCAGAGAACUCCGGGGGCAGUGGCAGCAGCAUUGGUGGUGGCCAUCUGGCAUCUCCGUUUAAGCCUGUGGCGAUGCGUCAGGCGGGUCCCGGGCGACCCAAGAACCCUGUGGGGCGUCCCAGCAAGCAGAUGCUGAAGCUGCGAGAGGAGGCUGCUGCCGCCGCUGCCCUUCGCAAACGCAAAGCCCCGUCACAGGAAGGGGAGCACUCAGGCCCUGACAGGAACUGCAUCAUCCUCCAAGACCGUGGCCGCCCACCUUCUGCUGCCUCCUCCUCAUCUUCCUCCUCUAAACCCUCCAUUCCCUUGCCUCUCCCUCAUGGACAGACCAAUGGCACGCUUUCCCCCAGCAGCAAACCCCGCCCCCACCCCUCCCCGUCAGAGUCCCACUCGCCAGCCGCCAAGGCAGUCUGGACCUACAGACGGACACACACUCCUCUGGGCCAUUCAUCACCCCCAGACCCCUCCUCUGCCACCAACAACUCCCACAGCUGGGGCGGCGUGGGGGACUCAGGACUGCACGGGCAGGGCAGCGGGAGGGGCUUUGAGCACCAGGGCCUGGUGAAGAAACGCAAGGGUGGCGGCAUGGAAGAGCACUCGCCCUCCUCCAAACCCUCAGCGCACCGCCUGCCCUCCUCCUCUUCCAGCUCUGCCACCUCCUCCUCUCCGCGCUCUAACUUCUACCCCUGGAAGGACAGUAAAGGUGGGGGGCUGGCUGGGGGCGUAGAGAAGAAACUGGGCACACAGAAGCCAAAACUGCACCAUUAAGUGUGCCUGCCUUACAAGCCACUAUGAGGGAGCCAGCUCUGCUCAGUCCAAGACUGAGGCAACAGGACUUGUGUGUGUGUGUGUUUGCGUGCGUCUGUCUACCUGGCUUUUGUCUAUUGGGCAAAUGCUCAAGUAUGAGUGUGUCAGGUUGUUUGUAUGUGCAGAGUUAGUGCAGUAUGGAUCUGUUAGUGUGUGAAUCUGUUGCCUGGAUGAAUGUCUGAGGGAGGAGUGGGAGGGUGGGAUGAAAUUCAGAGUAUGGAUUUAGAAAUACCUCAAGACCAUCCGGUUAUGCUGCUAAAUUAAAUAUGUUGGUUUAUAAAAAUGGAUUAAAAUGUCCUUUACACUUGG